Molecule: messenger RNA, 3078 nt
Organism: Sycon ciliatum
Lineage: Eukaryota; Metazoa; Porifera; Calcarea; Leucosolenida; Sycettidae
Exons: 2
Coding region: 1-3078 (1025 amino acids)
Molecular function (GO): nucleic acid binding; zinc ion binding
Source: RefSeq, a predicted model, not a curated record
AUGUUGCUUUCUACUGCGUCUUUGGCUGAUUUCGCCACAUGGGAAGAAGCCUGGGACGACUAUUCAGCGUGCCAGCAACUUGCUUCCCAUGGCUUGAACACCAGAGUGAGCGCCCUUCGUCAAGCGUUUGACGAGGACCUCCGCCGCUUUCUCCGCGAGGGUAUCAUCCCCAUCGGUGCAAACGACGAUGUUCAUGUUAUCAUCGCCGCAGUCAAAAAGUAUUUGCGACGUUUACAUAAUCCUUUGUUGGACAGACUAGCAUUUUACAAUCGUAAGCAGUCCAGAGCUGAGCCGUUUGACGCGUUUUACACCUCCCUGAGAGAGUCGUAUAAUGCAUGUGAUUUUCCGGACUUAUCACUAUGCACUACAUGUUCGGGCCAAAUAUGCGGAGUGUGCAAGUCCAUCCUACAAAAAGUCACACAUGAUGUACUGCGUGACCGCAUUGUCGUCGGAAUAUCCAACGAGGAAACCCGACACAAGUUGCUUGCCACACCAGACCUGACCCUGGAUGCAGCCAUCAAACUUUGCCGUGCGGAGGAAGCAGCGUCUGACACCUCCCACAACAUUCCUGGGCAGGCGGCGCAUGUCAACGCCGCACGGAAGUCCGCGUACCAGCAGCAGAAGCGACAGUCUGCCGCUAACUCCUUUAAUAAGUCCUCUGCUGCUCCGAAAGCACCAGUUAAAUGUCCAAACUGUGGUCGUUCCCCGCACACCAAGUCUGCAUGUCCAGCCAUUGGGAAAUUGUGCAACGGAUGCAAAGUUGCUGGCCAUUUCCAAUCAAUGUGCCCGAAACGCAAGAAGCAAACUCAGAUUGGCAUGUUGAAGGUCCGGCGCACGCAGGAGUCCGGCUCCGACACUGUUCGACUUGCAACAAAGUUAUGCACGGAACCACAGCCAGUGCAGCUUCAAUGGAUCCCGGACACUGGGAGUGACAUCGAUGCAAUUGGCAUCCGGCAACUUUCCCUGCUCGGCGGAUUCGUUGAGAAUCUCGACAGUGACUUUGACGACGUCCGGACAGCGAGUGGCGACAAGCUCGUAACUGUCGGCAAGAUUUGUGUCACUCUCCAGGUCAAUGACCAAUCACAUGACAGCGUGCUCCAUGUUUUUGACGGUCUUGACGACGCACUGCUGUCACGUUCCUCAUUGAGAGCGCUAAACUUCUUGCCGCCUGGCUGGCCCCAGCAAGUCGCACGUGUGAGCGCUCCUCGUACGCCCAGCCCGACAGACCUCGUGAAAAUCCGAUCACAAUUGCUAGAGGAGUUUUCCGACGUAUUUGACGACAGUACUCUCAAACCAAUGUCUGGGCCCCCGAUGGACAUCGUUCUUGAACCCGAUGCCAAGCCUCACCGUGUGUACACUGCCCACCCGAUCGCCUAUGCUUACCGCGAGAAGGUCAAAGCUCAGCUGGAUGACAUGGUCUCUGAAGGCAUCGUUGAAACUGUGUCCGACCCGUCUGAUUGGUGCCACCCAAUAGUCAUUGUUGACAAGAAGGGCUCAACUGAGAAGCGGCUGACUGUCGACCUGCAGACACUGAACCGCCAAGUCAAACGGCCAACACACCCUAUGCGCAACGCCCGCGAAUGUCUCUCUGCCAUGGGUCCUGCCACGUAUUUCACCACCCUUGACGCAAGUCAUGGCUAUUGGCAAAUCCCAUUGACUGAGGACGCCAAAGCCCUAACCACGUUCAUCACCCCAUGGGGCCGAUACAGAUUCUGCCGCAACCCGCAAGGCCUGGUGUCGGCCGGUGAUGAAUUCAACCGUCGGACUGACUCUGCAUUCGAUGGCUUGCAGAACUUCUUCAAAAUCGUUGACGAUGGUCUCGUUCACAAUGUAAGCUUCGAUGACCACCUCGUCCACGUCCGUGCAGUCUUGCAGAGAGCCCGUGCUCAUGGUAUUACUCUCAGCGCCAAGAAGUUCACCUUUGCUGCCAGCACUGUUGAAUUCUGUGGCUUCACCGUGUCCUCUGACGGCUACACUGUGGACCCCGCCAAGACGUCAGCCAUUCAGAACUUCAGCACACCCAGCAAUCGCACCGACUUGCGUUCCUUUCUCGGCCUGCACGGCAAUGCACUCCGGCUUGAGACAGACGCUUCAGUCCUGAACGGCCUCGGGUACGCACUUUGGCAACUCCAAGACGACAAGUGGCGCCUGCUUCAAUGUGGCAGUCGCUUUCUCUCGGACGCUGAAACACGCUACGCAGUCAACGAGCUUGAGCUGCUAGCAGCUGUAUGGGCCGUACACAAGUGUUCCCUGUUCUUGUCCGGUGCACCGUUUGAGCUCUGUACUGAUCAUCGCCCAUUAAUCCCGAUCCUGAACUCGUAUUCUCUUGACCAGAUCGAGAACCCCCGAUUGCAGCGUUUAACACUGAAGCUGCGCCCGUACCAGUUCGUUGCCAAAUGGCGCAAAGGCACCGACAAUGCCUUUGCCGACGCUCUCUCUCUGCAUCCAGUUGACACGCCUCACAGUGAUGAAGAAUUUGGCGAGAAUCCAGCCCUCAGUGCGCCCGCUGUUCGCGCGUGCCUACGUCAAGAUGAUGACGGCCAUAGCGUCGAUCUCCACUUCAGCGAGCUACUAGAAGCUGCGCGAGCUGACCCUGAUUAUCAAGCACUCGUGCACGCCGUUCGUCAUGGUUUCCCGACCAAUUCGGCUAAUGCCGACCCUGCUGUCAAGCCGUACUUGACAGUCCGUGAGCACCUCUCUGUGGACAGUGAUCUCGUCCUUAAGGGCCAACAUGUUGUCGUUCCUCGUGCCCUACGUUCUCGUGUCCUCCAGGACCUGCAUGCAGCACACCAAGGUCUCACCCGUGCUCAAGGUCGUGCCCGCCAAAUUGUGUUCUGGCCGAACAUCUCUAACGACAUCGCUAACACAGUCCGCAGUUGUGAGAUGUGCCGGCUGCAUGCCCCAUCCCAAUGCAAGGAGCCCAUCCGUGUUACCGAAGAUCGUCGCCCCACUCUCCCAUUCGAGUCCGUUAGUGCUGACCUCUUCUCAUGUCAAGGGUGGGAGUUCCUCGUCUAUGCAGAUCGCCACACUGAAGCAGUGGCGCCAUACAGAAAGAUAGGAAUGAGGCAGCAUUUAUAA